Molecule: messenger RNA, 2694 nt
Organism: Hydatigera taeniaeformis
Lineage: Eukaryota; Metazoa; Platyhelminthes; Cestoda; Cyclophyllidea; Taeniidae
Source: the annotation of a GenBank genome assembly
AUGCCCAAUGCGUCUCUUGCGCCCUUUUAUAACCUUUACCUUUAUGUACUACACGACUUUGUUCUGCAACUGCAUCAGACGAAGCAGUUGCUCGUUUCUCCAUCUGAACCGCAAUAUUUUCUGUUUUCUUUGCCAAGGGAUAUCGACUCAGUGGUUGUUCAUAUCCAUUCGACAGACAAACUCUGUAUGAUCGUGUCUGUUCAGCCUGCAAAGUGUCCGGUGGCUGAUAUCUUAGAUACUGUUAAAUAUUCUGGUGUUUACCAAACUGUCACAACUCUUGGAGCCAUAACUGUCAGUAAAGUGGAACAAAAUGUAACGGAAUUUUUGGUUGUGCUGGUCCUGAAACCUGAAGAUGCUGAUUGUGGUGGUGCAGCUACGGUUAUCAAACCUGGGAAUGGCUCUAUUCCUCGAGUAAAAAAUGUUACAAUAACAGUCACUCCUAUCCUUGCAGGUUUGAACAUUCACUUUGACAGACGAAAUUUGGCAAGUGCCUCUCCUCCGCCCCAGACAAACUACGACAGUCAAAUUAUGUCAGUGACCUAUGCUCAUUUGCCCAUUGAAGAUGCCACAACUCGUGCACGUCGUGUAGCCGGUCCUAGCACCUCACUUGCUUCUGUAUCUCAGGUCUCUAUCUCCACUUUAACAUCUGCUGUCUCUGGGUCUUAUCAGAGACCACCGCCACCGUCUCACAGCCUCUUCAGCUCCUCCUCGUCUUCUGACCUCAACGAUAUUGACGCUGACUCCAUUCGGCUCCAGUCUGCUGCACGACGCAAGCCCAAAAAAGUACGACGACCACCAUAUAUUGCGCUACCUCCGCUGCAGCGCACAAAACAACAUCAUCGACGCAGCAUGAGCUACGGAAGCACACGAGACAUGGCACUGAGGGGGGCACCAGGUCGGGUGGAGCGGUGCUCCACUUGUUCAAGAAUUAGUCUUGGUCUGGACGCAGGUUCUGGUAGUGUUUUGGAGGGUGGUAACGUUCAUACUGGUAACAUUCGUGGAGCUCUCGGUGGUAGUGGCGGACGGCCGAUGGCGAGGCAAUCGGAGGAGGCUCCGUCGACUUCUCCUCAGCCUCAGAUUGAUAUCACCCCUCUCUCUGACAUGCGGACGUACAGGCACGUCAACUUACAUAGCAGAACUCUCUUCGUGUCAGAUCUUGCGCGUAAACGCUACUCAACGUUGGACAGGAAGUAUCUCCUUUACUUUUGGUACCUUAUCAUAAUUUCAAUUUUCUACGGCCUUCCCGUGGUCCAACUGGUCAUGACAUACCAGAGAGCUUUGCAUGACACCGGUAACGAGGACAUGUGCUACUACAAUUUUGAAUGUGCUCAUCCUCUUGGCGUGUUCACGGCUUUCAACAACAUCAUCUCCAACAUUGGAUACGUGAUGCUCGGUCUACUCUUUCUUGGACUCACCGCUCGUCGGGACCUCAUGCAUCGUCGUGCCAAGAAAUUCGGGCUCCAUUGCGCUCGAGUGAGUUUUCCCAUCCCAUUCAUUCCCAUCUCUUCCUCCGUUCCCUCACUACUUACUGUUCUCAUCCUAUCCAGGACCUCUAUGUAUUCACGCGACAUAGCUGGGGGUCUGGAUGAGGGACAGGAGUACGUCUCCUCCCCAGUCCUCUCCGUUCCCUCCUCCACCGACCCCAUGGUUACCGUAACUCAUUCUGGCGGUCAUCGUCUCUGUUCCUGUCUUCAUUCGCUCCGAUGUCUCGGCUUUACAUCUGAAUCGCCUGACAGUCAUCCCUCCAAUGUGGACACCAUUGCACCACCGAAAGACCACCAGAGCAAUGAUGAGGAUGAUGCUGGGGGGGAGAGAGAAACGGCCUACGGAAUACCACAGCAUUAUGGCCUCUUUUACGCUAUGGGCUUGGCCUUAACUAUGGAGGGGCUACUCAGUGCCUGCUAUCACAUAUGUCCAAGUUUCUCCAACUUCCAGUUUGAUACCGCAUACAUGUACAUAUUGGCUCUGAUUCUGAUGCUGAAGAUCUACCAGACACGCCACCCCGACAUCAACGCCUCGGCCCACUCGGCCUACAUGGUGAUGGCUGUGGUCAUUUUGGCUGGUGUUACUGGCGUGCUCUACGGUGGUGAGACCUUUUGGGUGCUUUUCACCAUUGUCUUUCUGACCAUGAGCGUUUGGUUGACGGCUGAAAUUUACUACAUGGGCCAGUGGAACUUUGACAUAUGCCUUCCGAGACGUCUCUACAAUCUUAUGCGUUCCGAUGGAAUUAACUGCCUGACGCCAAUGUACAUGGAACGCAUGGUCCUUCUCCUCGUUGCCAACUGUGUCAACAUUGGAAUAGCUGUAUUCGGAUUGUUCACUCGACCCAGAGACUUCUCAUCUUUUCUGCUCUCCAUCUUCUUGAUCAACCUACUGAUGUACUAUUUCUUCUACGUAAUCAUGAAGUGUCGCUUUCGGGAACGAUUCCACUGCAUCCCUGUGUUGUACAUUCUCCUUGCAUGUAUCGCGUGGGGCUCCGGCAUCUACUUUUUCCUUCAACACUCGACCACCUGGGAGGUUACUCCGGCCCAAUCACGCGCUUUGAACCAGCCAUGUAUCUUCCUCGGCUUUUAUGAUGUUCAUGACGUCUGGCAUUUCCUCUCCUCCGUUUCUAUGUUCUUCUCCUUCAUGUCAAUCAUGACUCUUGACGACGAUCUAAUCAACACCCCCAGGAACAAGAUCCCUGUCUUUUGA